Molecule: messenger RNA, 5994 nt
Organism: Onthophagus taurus
Lineage: Eukaryota; Metazoa; Arthropoda; Insecta; Coleoptera; Scarabaeidae
Source: RefSeq, a predicted model, not a curated record
UCACGUAAUAAUUUAAGUGGAUUAUGUAGUUAAGAAAUUUUGAAACAAGAUUGGGAUACUGUAUUAUACUCAUUUUAGUUUUGCUUGAUUGGUUGUCUAUAUUUAUUAAGACAUUUUCUACUAGAAAAGAUAAACUGUCUUCAGAAGGCACUGCGACAGAUGACAUUUCAAAUGAUUCAAUUUUUGGGUUAGAUUUAAUGAAGGAGAAUGAUGAACUAUAUUCGGUUGAAAGAAGACACUGGUUUAUAAAUUACGUAUCUCUGAAUCGAUUUCUUCUUAAUGGCAUUUGGGUGAUAAAAAACGCUAUUGUUCGUUGGAAAAUUAAAAAUUAUUUCGAGUUUUCCAUCCGCCUACUGUCCAAUUGUGACAGGAUAAUGACAAUUGAUUAUGAGGUAUCGUGUGGUACCCUCGUGGGCGGAUUAUAUAUAGCCGAAGGGCGGCAUUGUGCACGUUUUGGUGAUACCGAUCGCUUGGUACUGGGCGACUCAAAAAAAUAAAGGAAACAUUCAAACAAAAAAAAAUAGAAAAGGAAUGGGCAAUACGGCAUACCUUUUAGUGAUUCUUGGAUUCGCCCUUUUGGCAUCAGCUUUACCUGAGGAAUCUGUUAGUGAUGAAGAUAACAUUAUUUGGCAACAUAUGUAUCAACAUGCUCAUAGAUUUGACGAACCCCUAGUACGAAGAAAACGCGAUUUAAAACACUCUGAUCCAUCUUUAGAAAGUGUAGAUGUCAAUCAAAACUUGGAUAGAAGACGAAGAGAUGUUCCUAAAAGACGAACUAAACGAGAAAAUUUAGAUUCGGAUGGAAACUUAAGUAUUCAAAGAAAUAAAAGGCAGUCGCAAUAUAUUCCUUUGCCUAACCAAGGAUCAAAUUUAUAUGGAUCACCCAUGGGAGGAAGUUCAUUUAUGAGAUCACCAAACCAGCUUUACUCUCCACAACAUUAUCCAUACGAAAAUGCUUUAUCAGGCUUACCACCAAAUCAAUUACCAGGAUAUAUACAACAAGAAGAUCCUUGUAUAAUACUGUUAAAAAACAUGAUGCGACAUUGGUUAAAUUCGAUGUUAAUCCAUCAAACAAACGGUCAAUACGAUAAAUUCAAAGAAUUAAAAUCAUACUAUAACGAAGCCAACGAAAUAAUUUUAAGAAUGGAUACGAAAAAAUGUUCUGCUUUUAUCGAUUCUAUUCGUCAAACGUCGAUUUUUCACGAUCAAGAUGAACCAGAAAUACAUUCUUCACCAACAGACUUAACAGAUUCGCCAAACUUACAAACAACAACGCCUUCAACACCUGUUAUUAGAAGUGAUUUCAAUGAUCACAUUCAAAAUGAUUUAGUUAAUACAAAUAAUUCGGAACUACUUGAAAAAUCGACCAAACUAGAAGAUAAAUUAUUUAAAAACACCAGUAAAUCAGCGUCGAGAAUGAAAAGAAAAAAAGGACAAGUAUUGAAGAAAGUUAAAGAAGUUGAUUCUAUUAAAAGGAAAGAUAGGAAAAGGCGUAGGAAAUUAAAGCAUAUGAUGGAUACCGAUGACAUGGUAGAAAUAAAUAAAUUAAAACGUUUUGGAGAAUAUUACAAUCAAUAUGAAGAUGAUUAUUAUGGAGAUUAUCCGGGUCCAGGCGAUUAUUAUCCGAUGUAUUCCGAUUAUAUGCCGUUCAAUCGACCGCCCCCACCGAUGAUGGGAGGACCGAGAAGAUUUCGACAUAGAAGACCUUUUGGUCCAUACGGUAGACCACCGGGAGGAAAGCGAUUAAGAGGAGAGAUGGAAAAGGAACAAGAAGCGGAAAAGGAACAAGAAACAACAACACCUCCACCUCCUUCUACAGCACCCAUUAAUAUUGAUGAUCUACAAGAAGAUAUUCCAAUUCAGUUUCUUGACGAAGAACAUGACCUUGAAGAUGUAGAAUCCGCACCAACUGGGUUAUCGAAUAAUUUCACAACAAAUAAAGUAAAUGGUAAAAAUGAUAAUGAAAAUGUUGGGAAGUUAGAUAAUAUAAUAUUAUCACCAGAACAAAAUAAUGAAAAGCUUUUGGUUGCUUCAGAUUUGAACAAUAUUAUGUUUACAACCGCUAAUGAUCAUCAAAUAUUAGAUAACACUGUUACUUCUAAUACAUCUACGAUUUUACAUGAUGAAUCUGCUGGUUCGAACGAAUCUCAGUUAACAACUUUAUCGGAUGUAUCAACGACAAUGCCUCCUCCACCUCCAGACACAAACGAGAUAAUAAAUAAUAUAUUUAAAGAUAUUCAACAAGAUUUAAGAAAUAACGCAAUGGGAAAUGUAAAAAAAAAUGAUUCAAAACUUCCUUCCGAUAACGAUUUAGAAGACUCGAUUUUAAAAGAUAUUUUAUCUGGAAUGGACGAAGAUGAACAAGAAAACGUUUUGGAAUUAUUAGGGAAACCGCAGUCGCUUAAAGUUGCUGUGGAUCGAGUUGAUUCUUCUGAGAUACUGUCUGAUGAAAGUGAUCCCCAUCAAGAAGAAACUUCUAUAACUGGGAAUUUAUUUGAAGCAGAAGAAACACACUUAAAAAAUGGAAAUGAAUUAUUUGAAACGAAUAAUCAAUUAGAUGGUGAAAGGAAGAACCUUCAAUCACUUUUUAAUGAGACUCAAGUCAUUAAAGACAAUAAUCAAAUAGAAAGUGAAUUUGGAAAUGCAGCUAACAAUGAAACACAAAAAGUUAUUGAACUUAUGAAUGUAUCAGGACAUGAAUUGAUGAAGCCAGAAUUUUUAUUAAGUAAAUCACAAGGAACUAUUAUGGAGCAUAAUCAAGAACAAAAUGAAAUCAAAAAACCAGAAAUUAAUCUAGGAAAUGAAUUGGGAUAUGAUGGCGAAAAUGAAACUCGAAAUGCUUUUGUUGAUAUCAAUCCAUCAGCAUAUGAAAUACAACAAUCAGAAAAUACGACACAAGAAAUGGUUAGGGAAAUCAAUGAGGACAAAAAUGAGGUCAAACAAAUGGAAGUUACAAACCUAUCCGCACAUGAAUUAAUACAACUAGAAACUUUACAAAAUAAUUUAGAAAUAAUGACUGAAGGAUAUCAAGAUAAAUCUGAAACAGACAAGACUGAGAAUAAAUUCGAUAAAAUGGAAAGUAGCAAUGAAACUCAAAGUGUUAUUGAAGUUGUGAAUACAGCAGAACAUGAAAUGAAACCAUCCGAAUUUGUACUAAGCAAACCAGAAGCAACUAUGCUAAUGGAAGGUAACAAUGAAACUCAAAAUGUUAUUGAAGUUGUGAAUACAGCAGGACAUGAAAUGAAACCAUCCGAAUUUGUACUAAGCAAACCAGAAGCAACUAUGCAAAUGGAAGGUAACAAUGAAACUCGUAGUGUUAUUGAAGUUGUGAAUACAGCAGAACAUGAAAUGAAACCAUCCGAAUUUGUACUAAACAAACCAGAAGCAACUAUGCAAGGAAAAAAUGAAAUUGAAAAACCUGAAAUGAACUUUGAAAAUGGAUUGGGAGAAAUGAGAGGUGAAAAUGAAACUCAAGAAGUCAUUGAAGUUGUGAAUGUAUCAGAACAUGAAAUAAAACCAUCAGAAGUUUUGGUAAGUAAUCCAACAGGAUCUAUUCAAGAAAUAAAUGAAAUUGAAACAGCACAAAUGAAUUUUGAGAAUGAAACGCAAAAAGUUAUUGAACUUGUAAAUGUAUCUGAGCAUGAAUUAAUACAACCUAAGGUUUUGCCGAAUCAAGGAGAGAAUAUUAUUGAAGGAUAUCAAGGAAACACUGAAAUCAAAGAAUCAUCAUCAAGUGAGGAACAUCAAAUAAUACCGGAAGAUUUAGUAAAUAAUCCGCAAAAUAUUAUUGAACAAAGUAGUCAAGAAAAAAAUAAAAUUGAAAACGCUGCAAAUGUAAUCAAUACUUUAGGAAACUUAGGAGUUAACGAACUUAUAAAUGUAUCAGGACAUGAAGUAAAACAAUCCGAAAUUAUAGAGAGCAAAACAGUUAAUAAUGUUGAAGUAACCAAUCAGGAACAACAUCAAAUUACAGAAACAAUAAAUAAUUUAGAAAAUGGGUUGGAAGAAGUUGGAGUUAAUAAUACCGCUCAAGGGGUAUUUCAAGUUAUUGACGUGCCAGAACAUGAAAUAAAACAAUCAGAAACUUAUAUAAAUCAACCGGUGAAUCCUUUCGAAGGAAUCAUUCAAGAAAAGAAUGAAAUUGAAAAAGCUGAAAUAAAUGUAGAAAAUGAAUUGAAAAAAAUAAGCAAUGAAAAUAAAACUGAAGAAGUUAUUGAAGUUGUGACUGAAUUAAUACAACCAGAAAUUAUACAAACUAAAUCAGGAAAUAUAAUAGAAAGAUAUCAAGGAAAAAUUAUGGGAGAAGUUGGGAAUCUUGGGGAAUAUGAAAUAAAAGAAUCAGAAAAUACUGACAUCAAAAAAGAAGAAAUCAAUUUAAAAAAUCCAUCCAAUUUGGGAGAAGUAAAAUUUAUUAGAAAUGAAACACAAGAACUUACUGAAAUCGAAAAUAAUCAACUAAAACAAGAACUAAUUCAAUCAAAACAAGAAAUAAUUCAACCACAACAAGAAAUAAAUCAACCACUACAAAUGGAAUUAAAGUCGAUUGAAAUACUUACUCAAACAGAACAUGAAUUAAGAAAACCAGAAACUAUUACUAAUAAUAUUGAAUAUCUUAAUCAACCAAAACAAGAAAUAAUACCGCCAAUGAAAUCAAAUACAUAUGAAAUAAUCACUCAGCAACAACACUUGUUGAAGAAACCAGAAUCAAAUUUCAAUGAAAAUGAAAAAAUUCAUCCAACAAAACAAAAUACAAUACAAGUACAAGUAAAACAAUCCAAAACAAAUCCAAUUGAAAUGACUACUCAAUCACAACAUUGGUUUAGAAAACCAGAAUAUAAUCAAAAAAUGCGCAACAUAAUGGAAAUAGUCAAUCAGUCAAAUCAUAAAAUAAUGAGAUAUGAAUCUCUAACAAAUGAAAUUGAAAAAAUGAUCGAAAACAAUCCAAAUUUAAACAGAUUAGAUGAUUAUGAACCGGCUAAAAAAGUUAGUGAAUCUGAUUUUAAAAUGAUUCAAUAUGAUUUAGAAAAUAGGCAUUUAAAGAAACAAAACGACAAUUCUAAAAGUAAUAAAAUCGGAUCUGACUUUAAUUUAAACGCAUUAGAAACAACAAAAGAUUCUCAAGUUGUUAAACACCGUCCGCGAGUUGUAAAUUAUUUGCCAAUAUAUUCGUAUGGAACUCCAGAUAAACGUUCCGUAUUACACGUUAAAUACAUUAAUGAACCGAAUCAUCAGCAAAAUAUACCAGACAUGAAGACUCCGUUGUAUAAGUACCCUGCCAAAAGUGAUCGACGAUUAAAUCUAUGGAAUAUGGUACUUUUUAAUCCUUAUGAUGCAAACUUUAUUUUAAUUGAGGACUCGUUUCCAAACACAAUAAUUAAUUAUCCAUUUUAUUUACCAAAUAUAGCGCCAAAACCGUUAAAUUAUUAUUAAAAAAGUGAAGGUAAGAAAUAUUUGCUAUUAUUUUGUCCAUAUUCAUCAACAUUAUUCGUUUUCAUUUUGCACAUUUUAUUAUGUAUCUUUUAAAAUAUAUCACCAUAUAUAUCGUAAUUUGUAUUGCAUCAAUUCGCAUUAUAAUUAUUAAUAAUAAUUGUAUUUCUGAAAUCUGAAGCAUUAAGUUUCGUAGCAUUCUGUCCUGAAAUACUUGACUAUUUUUGAUGUUCGAGUCACUAGCAUAGCCCCAGCGUUGAAUGCUAUAGUGCCAUAUUGGUUUUAAAUCAGUAGUUUGUUAGAAAUUGAAAGUUUGAAGUUUUUUUUGGAGUAUUGCGUUUUUGAUUGUUUAUAAUUCCUCAGUGGAUAACUUCUGAUCUUUCUCCACUGCAAGUGAUGGUGUGUCACUAGUGUACAGGGUAGGACCCAAUACAUUGCUUUCAGGCGAUGAUUUUAAAAUAUCUACGUAUUGUAUUGGCAUUUUGUUUACUUUGUAUAUCAAGCUUUCAUGCUAAACUUUGUGCCACAAGCGUUUGACAAAGUUUUCCAUACUAAGCUAACCAUACU